Messenger RNA from Diversispora eburnea, 417 nucleotides. Lineage: Eukaryota; Fungi; Glomeromycota; Glomeromycetes; Diversisporales; Diversisporaceae. The record is from the annotation of a GenBank genome assembly.
AUGCUUCGACACAUGGGUUGUAUAGAAAUUACACCUUACAAUAAAAAUCAAUCUGAGUUUGAAUUUUGGACACGGUCAUUAGAUUCAGAUAAAGAUUGUGAAACAUUACAAAAUUUAUAUAAUUUUAGUUUUAUUCAACCAAUACCUAAUCAGUUUUGUAAUCAAACUAAAGUUUUUUGGAACUGCAUUCGGGAAUCAUUAAAUGCAAAUAAACGAGGACAAAAUGAAAGGAGACGUAUUUUAUCUAUUAUUGCAAAUCAAUUUACUUAUGAUGAAAUAAAAAAAAAUUUGAAUAUUGCUUCAUCAGACACAAUCAAUGAAGCAUGCCGGUAUGCAAGACUUUAUGGGCCAGGUACUGAAUGUAUAGAAAAACCUGUUUUAACACGAAAUAAAAUUUCUCAAGAAAGACUUGAUUAA